GAAAAAACUGGGAAAACUUCAGUACCACAAAUAUUUUUUAAUGAGACAUAUGUGGGUGGUAAUGAUAAUCUGCAGAAAAUUGUGAAAGAUGAGGAAGAAUGGGGUAAGCUAAUAGCUGAUAUCCAAACUAAUGAAGCCAAAGAAGAUGCACUUAUUAUUCCUCAUCCCUCAGAGGCUACUGAUAGAAAUGAUGCUGAGAUGAAGUUUGUGUGUGAGAGUGAUCCAGCAGCAUUGACUGUAGAGGAAUUACGAGCUUCUGGAAUUCUGCGUGACCACCGCAACUCAUUCUUCUCUAGUACAAAGAAUGUUUGCUCAGGCCAAGAAUUUAUUACAUGGCUAAUGAAAGAAAAGAACAUUAAUAGUACUAUUAGUGCAUUAUAUGGAGGGCUUACUGGUUUCCCUUUGAAUGCUGCUUUUGAAAUUUCAUUGCUCAUGCUUGAUGGACUUGUUUGUGACAGCCUGAAUGAUAGCAGUGAGUCAACAGCUCUGAAUGCUGGCCCAACACAGAACUAUGUACUGGACAAUGCUGCCCAACUUUCCGAGACACUUCGUAAGCUCCUCCUUCAGCUCACCACUAAUCACAUUUCUGAGGAUAGCAAAGUUAUUAACUACAAAGAACUGAAGGACAGUGAAGGCUUUAAAGAAUAUGUCAAGCUGUCACAAGAAUUGCAGCGGGUCCCAGUUGAGAAAUUGGACCAGGAUGGACGGAAAGCAUUCUUCAUCAAUGUGUAUAAUGCACUCGUAAUUCACUCCACAGUAGAAAAUGGACCUCCCUCCAACUGGCUUUCCAGGAUAAAGUUUUUUGACAAGACAUCGUAUAUUAUUGGUGGCCACAGCUAUAGCUUGAAUGACAUUGAAAAUGGUGUGCUGCGUGCGAAUAAACGUGGACCUGUCCAACUUUUUCCUCCCUUUGGGAAAUCAGAUCCUCGAAGGGUGAUCUACCUCAUUCAGGUAGAUCCGAGGAUUCAUUUUGCUCUGAACUGUGGAGCAAGAAGUUGUCCUCCCAUCAAAACUUUCAGUGCCGAGAAUAUCAAUGAGGAGUUACAAGUAGCUACACAAGCUUAUCUUGAGACAGAUGAGGCUCUUUGGGUAGAUGAGGAACACAGUAUUGUUCAUCUAUCCUCACUACUUCGCUGGUAUUCUUCUGACUUUGGAGAUAAUACUGAAGAUGUUCUCAUGUGGGUAUUUCGUAAUGUAGCUGUUCCCAAGAAGAAAGAAGCUCUAGGGAAGGUAAUCAACUCCAAGAAAUAUAAAGUGACUUAUAUUUCAUAUGACUGGAGCACAAAUGCUAGUGAGUAAUUAGAUAUUUAUCCUUUCUCCUCAUUCAUGACAUUGGAUAGUUGAGUAUUGAACACUUCAAUGUUCUAGUAAGUUUCACAUUUUAGGAAUGAGAAAUUGAAUGGGAAAAAUUAAGAAAUCAGUUGUAGGAUCUCAGGUGACAUAACUAUAAGCACUAGCUGAAAUCUGACAUAUAAAUCUCUGCAUGAGAGAAUUAAUCUCUCAGUGCAGAAAGUUGAGAAUUAAAUAGCUUUUUUUCUCUGAGGCAGGUAUGUGGAAGAACUGCACCAUAUACAGUAUGAGAAUAUUUAAUACAGAAACCUAACUUAAGAAAUUUGUUAGCAGAAAAGUAGUGCCUAAAUUUCAACAAAUUUGCAAAACUUCUUAGAUGCAAAUUUUGGUGGUUGAACAAGUGUGGAUUUUCUGCAAGAUUUUUAUUUUCAAAUUAAACAUUUUCUAAAGUAUUACAUUUUCCAAAGUAUUAUGAUGGUGAAACAGCAUUACUAUAUUACACCAAGAAAGAAGAAUGUACAGUGCACAUUGAAUAAUAUCUAACAUCACUGUAAGUGCUCCAAAGUUUUUGAUGCACAUAUUGUCCAAUAAUGUUCCAUGCUCGUCUCUGUUUUUAAGCAUUAAACUGUCAAAAAAAUUAACAAGGUAGUUUAUGGAUUGCAGUGCUGCUUUGUAUGAUCACUUUAUUUUAGUUACAUUUCAUAAAUUAUGUAUAUAUAUUUUUAUGUCAAGCUUAAUAAAACUAAUUACCUAAAUAAUAA
Cherax quadricarinatus is the source of this 2051-nucleotide messenger RNA. The record is from RefSeq and is a predicted model, not a curated record. NCBI's taxonomy places the organism in Eukaryota, Metazoa, Arthropoda, Malacostraca, Decapoda, Parastacidae.